Molecule: messenger RNA, 1389 nt
Organism: Pseudovirgaria hyperparasitica
Lineage: Eukaryota; Fungi; Ascomycota; Dothideomycetes; Acrospermales; Acrospermaceae
Product: IDO-domain-containing protein
Exons: 5
Coding region: 1-1389 (462 amino acids)
Molecular function (GO): heme binding; metal ion binding
Source: RefSeq, a predicted model, not a curated record
AUGCCAUCAUCGGCACUCUCCCAGCUCAAUGUCCUCGUCGAUACUCGGAAGGAUGAUACCGGACUUCCGGCUUUCAUGGUAUCGACGGAACGAGGCUUUCUCCCUCGUCAGGAACCUGUUGUCGAGCUUCCUACGGACUUCCAUGCUCUCGAGUCUAUUCUCACUCGCAUGCCAAUCGUUACUGCCUCUGGUACUCCGGGUCUCCUCGCUGAAUACAAAUUGGGCGAUACUGUCAUGAAGGAGCUCCCCGAUCUAUCCAAUGCCAUUGAGAAAUACCGCGACAACCUCCCUCUGAUGAACGCACUGUACAGGGACUAUUCAUUCUUGGCUUCUGCGUACCUACUUGAACCGUGUCAUGAGAGAUUUAUGCAAGGGCUCGAAUACGGGCUUGGAAGGCAGACCUUGCCUUCCGUAAUCGCGCUACCAAUCGUCAAAGUUGCUGAAAUCGCCGGCUUCAAGCCGUUCAUGGAGUAUGCUGGCUCUUAUGCACUCUUCAACUAUAAACUAGCGGAUGCUUCGCAAGGUCUUGCGUACGACAACCUGCGUCUAAUCCGCGCAUUCGAACGUGGGCUUGACCCUAGUUCGUCGGAAGCUGGCUUCGUUCUAGUACAUGUUGCCAUGGUGAAGAACUCAGGUGGUCUCGUCGAUGGGUCAAUCGGCGUCCUUGAUGGCGUUGCACAGUCAGAUCGAGAGAUGUUCAACCAUGGCAUGCGUAAAGUGGUAGAGGCACUGGACAAAAUUAACGCCGUCAUGAACACUAUGUGGGCAAAGAGCAAGCCUGCCGGUUACACCACUUUCCGAACAUUCAUCUUUGGCAUUACCAGCCAAUCUAUGUUCCCCAAUGGUGUGAUCUACGAGGGUGUGAGCGAGGAUCCUGUAAGCUUCCGUGGCGAGUCUGGUGCAAACGAUAGCAUGAUCCCACUGUGCGAUAAUCUGCUCCAGAUAAGUAUGCCAUCGACGCCAUUGACGGAGAUCCUAAAGGACUUCCGUGCCUACCGACCAGGUAAUCAUCGAGACUUUCUCGAAGGGGUUAAAACCAUGGCGGACAGCGUGGGUGUCAAGGACUUCGCCCUGAACGACUCCGAGUCAGCUGCCCUUUACCUGCGAGCUCUGGACCAGGUGCGCGAUUUUCGCUGGCGUCACUGGUGUUUCACCAGAGAGUACAUCCUCAAGAGGACAUCACACCCCACAGCCACAGGGGGAAGUCCUAUCGUUACGUGGCUUCCUAACCAGCUUCAGGCUGUGAUGAACCAGAUGAUCGAGUCAGCUAAAUUUUGCGCCAGUGUGGCAGGAACUCAGGAAAUUCUGUCGAAUGUGAUGACACAGCAUGAGACUCUGCAAAAGGAAGUGCAAAAAUACUGUGCGGAAAGGGGUGUGGCAGCUUCGUAA